CUUGAACCUCCCCGUCUGCAAGGUUGGAAUAGUGUUUUCCCCUUUCUCUAGGCAACUAAACAUUACCUAAGACUCCCGGGGACUAAAGCGAGCUUCAGGGAAUACUAUUCCUGUCACACCUCAUGUAAUUGCACCAAUGAAGUUAAUUGAGUUGCUUUUGGAGGAACUCAUGUGAAAGGCACUGGGUCUCAUGUAAAUAGGGAGGUGUCCACCCAGUGCCUCUUUGCUCCAUCCUCCAGUCUAAUUACACAGGGUCGUAGAGAAACAAACAGCUUGGCCACGCCCAGACCGCAGCCUCUGGGCAGGUCAUCCAGAUCUCGCUGACCACGUGGAAACUCUGGCCCUGCAGUCUAUUAGCACUAACAAUUAGUUCAUUUGAAAGGCCUGGACAUCAGAAGUGGCCUUCCUCCUUCUGUAAAUCCUGGGCCAGAUAAGGUGAGCGCUGUGGGCGAUGGGAUGGAUGAGGCCAAGCAGGACCAGCAUGAGGCCCGACUCAAGGAGCUGUUUGACAGUUUUGACACAACAGGCACUGGAUCCCUGGGACAGGAGGAACUCACCGAUCUUUGCCACAUGUUGAGCUUGGAGGAGGUGGCCCCGGUGCUGCAGGAGACGCUGCUUCAGGACAACGUCUUGGGCAGGGUGCAUUUUGACCAAUUUAAAGAAGCGUUAAUACUUAUCUUGUCUAGAACUCUAUCAAAUGAAGAACACUUUCAGGAACCAGCAUCUGUGGGUGUCAGCUGCCAACAAGGAGCUCGGGUGUCCAGGCCGCUCCUGAAUACUCACAAGCUGACACACUCUCUCCUGAUAAAAGACUGCUCGCUAGAAGCUCAGCCCAAAUACGUUAGAGGUGGUAAGCGUUAUGGACGAAGGUCCUUACCUGAGUUCCAAGAAUCCGUGGAGGAGUUUGCAGAGGUGACAGUGAUUGAGCCACUAGAUGAAGAAGCUCGGCCUUCACACGUCCCAGCUGGUGACCACGAUGAGCACUGGAAGACGCAGCACAGCGAGGAGUACGAAGCCGAAGGCCAGUUGAGAUUUUGGAACCCAGAUGAUUUGAAUGCCUCACCAAGUGGGUCUUCCCCUCCCCAAAACUGGAUAGAAGAGAAACUGCAGGAGGUUUGUGAAGAUUUGGGCAUCACCCGUGAUGGUCACCUGAACCGAAAGAAGUUGGUGUCCAUCUGUGAGCAGUAUGGUUUGCAGAGUGUCGAUGGAGAGAUGCUUGAGGAAGUCUUCCAUAAUCUUGAUCCUGAUGGCACAAUGAGUGUAGAAGAUUUUUUCUGUGGCUUGUUCAAAAAUGGAAAAUCCCUUCCACCAUCAGCAUCUACUCCAUAUAGACAAUUGAAAAGACACCUCUCCAUGCAGUCUUUCGAUGAGAAUGGACGACGUGCCACAACCUCAUUGGCAAUGACGAGUACCAUUGGCUUUAGAGUCUUCUCCUGCCUGGAUGAUGGGAUGGGCUAUGCGUCAGUGGAGAAAAUUCUCGACACCUGGCAGGAAGAGGGCAUUGAGAACAGCCAGGAGAUCCUGAAGGCCUUGGAUUUCAGCCUCGAUGGAAACGUCAACCUGACAGAAUUGACGCUGGCUCUUGAAAAUGAGCUUCUGAUCACCAAGAACGGCAUUCACCAGGCGGCUCUGGCCAGCUUUAAGGCUGAGAUCCGGCAUUUGCUGGAGCGAGUUGAUCAAGUGGUCAGAGAAAAAGAGAAGCUACGGUCGGAUCUGGACAAGGCUGAGAAGCUCAAGUCUCUGAUGGCCUCAGAGGUGGAUGAUCACCACGCGGCCAUAGAACGCAGGAAUGAAUACAACCUCAGGAAACUAGACGAAGAGUACAAGGAGCGUAUUGCAGCCUUAAAGAGCGAACUCCGAAAGGAGAGAGAGCAGAUCCUGCAACAGGUGGGCAAGCAGCGUCUGGAACUUGAGCAGGAAAUUGAAAAAGCAAAAACAGAAGAGAACUACAUCCGGGACCGCCUUGCUCUCUCUUUAAAGGAAAACAGUCGUCUAGAAAAUGAGCUUCUGGAAAAUGCAGAGAAGUUGGCAGAGUAUGAGACUCUGACAAACAAACUUCAGCGAAAUUUGGAAAAUGUGUUAGCAGAAAAGUUUGGCGACCUUGACCCCAGCAGUGCUGAAUUCUUUCUGCAAGAAGAAAGGCUGACGCAGAUGAGAAAUGAAUAUGAGCAGCAGUGCAGGAUAUUACAAGACCAAGUGGAUGAGCUCCAGUCUGAGCUGGAAGAAUAUCGUACACAAGGCAAAGUGUUCAGACUUCCCUUGAAGAACUCGCUGUCAGAAGAACUUGAUGUUAACAGUGGUUGCAUUGAGCCUGACCGGGGAUUUGGUUCUGAAGAGUGCAAUCCACUGAAUAUGAGCAUCGAGGCAGAGCUGGUCAUCGAACAGAUGAAAGAACAGCAUCACAGGGACUUGUCUCGCCUAAGACUGGAGCUUGAAGAUAAAGUGCGCCAUUAUGAGAAGCAGCUGGAUGAAACCAAGGUCGCCUGUGAAAAGGAGCAAGAGAGCAUGAGGCAGAAGUAUGAGAAUGAGCUGCACAUCUUAGAAAAGCAAAGAAGUGACCUUAAAAAAGAAAUUGCAGAACUUCAAGGCCAGGCAGCGGCACUCAAGGAGGCACAACAUAAAAUAACCUGCAGACACGAGGAGGAGAAAAAACAACUGCACGUGAAGUGGGAUGAGGAGAAGACUCAGCUGCAGGAGAGGCUGAGGCUGGAGCACGAGCUGGAGCUCGAGGCUCGACUGGAGCAGGCAGAGGAAAGCUUCACCCGGGAGAGGGAAGGACUCGCUCAUGACGGCGCCUGGACAGAGGAGAAGGUGAGAGACUUGACUCAGGAGCUAGAGCACUUCCACCAGGAGCAGCUGGAAAGCCUGGUGGAGAAGCACACUCUUGAGAAAGAGGAGUUGCGAAAAGAGCUCUUGGAGAAACACCAAAGAGAACUUCAAGAGGGAAGGGAAAAAGUGGAAACCGAGUGUAAUAGAAGAACCUCUCAGAUAGAAGCCCAGUUUCAGGCUGAUUGUCAGAAAGUCACAGAGAGAUGUGAGAAUGCCCUGCGAAGCCUGGAGGGGCACUACCGCCAGGAGCUGAAGGAGCUCCUGGAACAACAGCACGAGGAGAGAUCCCAGUGGGAGUUUGAGAAGGACGAACUCACCCAGGAGUGUGCAGAGGCCCAGGAGCAGCUUAAAGAGACUCUCCAGAGGGAGAAAGCAACUUCUCUGGUCCUGAGCCAGGAGAGAGAGAUGCUGGAGAAAACAUACAAAGAACAUUUGAAUAGCAUGGCUGUUGAGAGAGAACAGCUACUCAAAGACCUGGAAGAUCUAAGAAAUGCCUCUGCGAGUCAGCAAAGCCUGCUGUCCGAUCAGAUACUUGAGCUGAAGAGCAGUCAUGAAAGAGGGCUGAAGGACUGUGAGCAGGUCCUGUGCCAGGCAGGUGCCUCGGAGCAGCUGGUUGCCCAGCGGCUUGAAAGGCUACAAAUGGAACAUGACCAGGAGAGGCAAGAAAUGAUGUCCAGGCUUCUGGCCAUGGAGAGCACCCACAAAGUGACCUGUGAGAAAGCAGAGCGAGAGAAGGCUGAGAUGAGCACAGAAAUCUCCAGGCUUCAGAGCAAAAUUAAGGAAAUGCAGCAGGUGGCAUCUCCUCUCUCCAGGCUUCAGAGUGGUGGCCAGGCAAUGGGAGGGGAAGAGGCAGAAGGGAGCAGAGCCAUGUCCCUGCUCCAGCAAGGAGAGCAGCUGCUGGAAGAGAACGGAGGUGUCCUCUUAAGCCUGCAGAGAGCUCAUGAAAGAGCAGUUAAGGAAAAUGUGAAAAUGGCCACUGAAAUUUCUAGAUUGCAACAGAGGCUGCAGAAAUUAGAGCCAGGGUCAGUAAUGUCUUCCUGUUUAGAGGAGCCAACUACUGGAUUUUUUGGAAAUUCUGUGGAACAGACAGAGCCAUUUUUACUACAAAACCAAAUGAAGCAAGUAGAAGGUGUAAGCAUGCAACGCGUCCUAAGUGAGCUGCAGGACCGUGAGGUCCAGGACCUGGGGAGCACGGGGAUGAGCUCUGUUCAGAGACAGGACGUCAAAGUCGAGGAGUCGGAAGCAACAGUGGAGAGUUUUUCUGAGCUUGAAAAUAGUGAGGAGACCAGGACUGAGACCUGGGACCUGAAGAAUGAGGUUUGUCACCUUCAGGAACAACUAAUAAUCUUACGUGCAGACUGCAAUCGAGCUUCUGAAAAGAAACAGGACCUACUUUUUGAUGUUUCUGUGCUAAGAAAGAAGCUGAAGGUGCUUGAGAGAAUCCCCGAGUCUUCUCCCAAGUACAGACUAUUGUAUGAGGAUGCUAGCAGAGAAAACGACUGUCUUCAGGAAGAGCUGAGAGUGAUGGAGACGCGCUAUGACCAAGCACUAGAAAAUAACAAAGAGCUCGCUUCGGAGGUUUUCAGGUUACAGGACGAGCUGAAGAAAGUGGAAGAAGUGACUGCAACGUUCCUCGGCCUGGAGGAGAGUUAUGAUGAGGUCAAAAGAGAGAAUGAGGAGCUGCACGUCCUGGUUCUGCGACUUCAAGGCAAGAUUGAGAAGCUGCAAGACAGAGCAGUGCUGCAGCGCGACUGCUGCUCUGUGCAGGAGGCCCGUGCAGACAGCGUGGCGGAGGAGCCUGGUGAGGACGCACUCGACCUACGUCAGGCCCUGGAGGGUGUGCCACAGGGCGUGAGCGUACACCACAUCGUAGAAGAACAUUACCAAGAAGGCCAGUACCUUGGGCAGGAGCACACUCAGCUCCUGGAAGGAGGAAAAGCACGUGAAAUUGCCUGGCUACACAGAACCGUCCAGACACGUCGAGAAAAGCCCAGAGUACAGAACCAAGUUAGACUGGAGGGAAAGGCUGCUCUCCUCGGCCUUCAGGACAAACGUUUUCAGCAUCAGGCCACCAUAGCAGAGUUAGAACUGGAGAAAAAGAGGCUGCAGGAGCUGACUAGAAAGUUGAGGGAGAGGGUCACCACUUUAGUUAAGCAAAAAGGUGCACCUUCUCAAGGAGAAAAGGAGGAGGAGCUGAAGGCAAUGAUGCACGACCUACAGAUCACGUGCAGUGAGAUGCAGCAGAAGGUGGAACUCCUGAGAUAUGAAUCUGAGAAGCUUCAAGAGGAAAAUUCUAUUUUGAGAAAUGAAAUUACUACUUUAAAUGAAGAGGAUAGCAUUUCUAACCUGAAAUUAGGGAAAUUAAAUGGAUCUCAGGAAGAAAUGUGGCAAAAAAUAGAAACUGUAGAACAGGAAAAAGCUGCAGUUCAGAAGAUGGUUGAAAAUUUAAAGAAACAGAUUUCAGAAUUAAAAACCAAAAACCAACAGUUGGAUUUGGAAAAUACAGAACUUAGCCAAAGGAACUCUCAAAAUCAGAAAGAAUUGCAGGACCUUAAUCACCGUCUGACAGCAAGGCUGCGGCAGAAGGAUAAAGAGCCAGGACACAGUACACUGGAGGAGUGGGAAGAGGAAAAGUCUCGUCUGAGAGAGGAACUGGAGCACUGUAAAGGGCAGUCCUCCACUUUAGUGUCUUCUCUGGAAGCAGAACUUUCUGAAGUUAAAAUACAGACUCAUAUUGUGGAACAGGAAAACCUCCUUCUCAAAGAUGAAUUGGAGAAACUGAGACAACUGCACAGAUGUCCCGAUCUCUCCGACUUGCAGCAGAAAAUUUCUAGUGUUCUGAGCUACAAUGAAAAACUGCUGAAAGAAAAGGAAGCUCUAAGUGAAGAAUUAAAUAGCUGUGUUGAUAAGCUGGCAAAAUUCAAACUCUUAGAGCACAAAAUUGCUACCAUGAAGCAAGAGCAGAGGUCUUGGGAACACCAGAGUGAAAGCUUAAAGUCACAGCUAAUGGCUUCACAGGAAAAGGUUCAGAGUUUAGAAGACACGCUGCAGAACGUAAACCUGCAAAUGUCCCAGAUUAAAUCUGACCUACGAGUGACUCAGCAGGAAAAGGAGGCUUUAAAACAGGAAGUGAUGUCUUUACAUAAGCAACUUCAGAAUGCUGGUGACAAGAACUGGGCCCCAGAAAUAGCCGCCUAUCCAUCAGGAUUCCAUAAGGAGCAGCAAAGGCUGCCUUGGGACAAGCUGGAUCAUCUGAUGAAUGAGGAACAACAGCUGCUUUGGCAAGAGAAUGAGAGAUUCCAAACGGUGGUGCAGAACACUAAAGCAGAACUCACACACUCCCGGGAUAAGGUCCGCCAACUGGAAUCCAACCUUCUUCCCCCCAAGCACCAAAAACAUCUGAACUCAUCAAGUACUGUGAAGCCCAACGAGCAGGAGAAGUCGAGCUUAAAGAGAGAGUGUGAACAGUUUCAAAAGGAACCAUGUCCUACUAGCAGGAAGGUCAGUCAGAUGAAUUCCCUUGAACAAGAAUUAGAAACAAUUCAUUUGGAAAAUGAAGGCCUCAAAAAGAAACAAGUAAAACUGGAUGAGCAGCUAAUGGAGAUGCAGCACCUGCGGGCCCCUGUGAUGCUUAGCCCACGCCCUCACGCCCGGGACCAGCAGCAAGCCUGUCCGGUGGUGCCCCGGGAGCAGCUUCUGCAGCUUCAGCGCCAGCUGCUGCAGGCAGAACGGACAAACCAGCGCCUGCAGGAGGAGCUUGAGAACAGGGCCUCCGAAACCAGCACACCACAGGGAAACCAGGAACAACUGGUAACUGUCAUGGAGGAACGAAUGAUGGAGGUCGAACAGAAAUUGAAACUGGUGAAGAGGCUUCUUCAGGAGAAAGUGAAUCAGCUCAAAGAGCAACUCUGCAAGAAUACGAAAGCAGAUGCGAUGGUGAAAGAUUUGUAUGUUGAAAAUGCCCAAUUACUGAAAGCUCUGGAGAUGACUGAACAGCGACAAAAGACAGCAGAAAAGAAAAAUUACCUCCUAGAAGAGAAGAUUGCCAGCCUCAGUAAUAUAGUCAGGAAUCUGACACCAGCACCAUUGACUUCUACACCUCCCUUGAGGUCAUAGCAAAGCCAAAGGAUACGCUCUUAUUUGUGCACUGUACUGAAAUGGAUGGAACACUUCACUACCUUCUCUCAACAUUUAUUUAUUUUGUUUUUUGUGAAGAAGACCAGCCCUGAGCUAACAUCUGAUGCCAAUCCUCCUCUUUUUUGCUGAGGAAGACUGGCCCUGGGCUAACAUCUGUACCCAUCUUCCUCUACUUUAUAUGGGCUGCUGCCACAGCAUGGCUUAACAAGCGUUGAGUCGGUGCGCGCCCAGGAUCCAAACCGGUGAACCCCGGGCUGCCACAGCGGAGCGCACGCACUUAACCGCUUGUGCCACUGGGCCAGCCCCAACAUUUUUUUUUAAAGAAAGAAAACCACCUUUAAUGGCUUAAAGUGAAGCCUAACCUAAAACUGCCAGCAACAGAGCUGGAGUCUCCAUUCAUUGUAAUUUGUUUUUCUAAAUAGACUGUAAUGAGAAUUGCAAACAAAUAUUCACUGUUCGAAUUAUUCCCAAGUUUUGAAUUUUUUAAAAAUAUUCUAAUAGCCACCAAGAAGGUAGAUAUAUGAUAAUUCAAGAACCUUAAAACCCCAGUUCUAAAUGAGUUUUUAAAAAUCAUUAUUAUGUACAAAUCUAUGUGUAAAUUCCAGAUGAUUCAAGUCUGAGAUCUGAUUAGUUGGUUAUUUUAAUCUUUAUUUUAAAACCAAAUGUAUGCCUUCUGACACAUUUAAAUAUGGAAAGGUCAUUCUGUUUCUAAUAGUCGUGGUUCUCUGAAUUAACUGGUAGACAUUCUGUUUGGUAACAGAAGCCGUGCUCAGUAACCACUGAGGUGGGAACCCGACCCUCUAACACCUGUAUGAUAGUAUCGCCACUCAUGAUGUAUUAACUAAUGUUAAAACUUUUCUUUACGCAGCAUUUUUUUCCUUCUUAGAGGUUUCAUUUGGGAGCUUGUCCUCUAAGAAAUGGAUAAAGCCACAUUCUUACAGCAUUUGAGCUGUAGAGAAAGCAGUGAGCAAACCACUUUGGAGUAAACAGCUACUCUUAGAAGAGAGAAGCGAACUAUGUGGUUUGUAGUUCUCUCGCUCUCAAGUCUUGGAGUUCAUGAACUCACAUUUGAGGUUGCCUCAAGAACUCAGGGAACAAUACUUUAAGCUGUCUUCCUGAAAUACUGUAGGGCCUCUUUAAGAAUUCAAAAUGUAUAAACCAUGUGACCUUAUUUAUUUGUCUUAUAUUUAGAGCCAUAGUGGGAUUUUUAUUUCUACAUUUUUAGUGAAUUUAAUCUACUGAAACAAGGCCUUGAUUUUAGAGUUAAAAACCUCUUCUAACUUAUGGAAGAGUUAUCAUUAUUUGCUUGCUUGUUUAAUAUAGGUCAAAAUUUCCACACUUCCUAUUCCUCUACAUCUCAAAUCUGACCAUAAGAAUUUCUUACUGUGAUAAGCAUUGGCAUGCCAUCUGAGGGAAAGGAGUACCAAAUAGGAUUUUCCAUUCAGUCUCAAGAUCAAAACUUUAUAGAACAGUAAACAUUUUAGAUUGGAUAACUUUCCCCCCCACGUAAAAUCUCUGCUUCUAGCCCACGUCAGCCAGCAGUUGGUGGAGGACUUACUAGAUGCAGGACGCUAACAAAGCUCAUCGCAGCCACCUGUUUGUCUUCGUGGGAGAGCAAUCAGAAAAGAAAAAUUCACUGUGAUGUAUUCCAGGAAGGCCAAACCCAUGGAUUUACAAGAGGUAUAACAGCAUAAUCAAAGACUGCUUUAUGGGCAGGACAAAAGAUGGAGCAAGCUGCCUAAGUCACAUGUCAGAAACUCAAUCUCAACAAAAUAACUUGCAUCAAGGAACUUGAGCUGUUCCUUGGGGCCUAACCGUUUGUUACUAGUCCCACGGCUGACCCAGGAGUCCUUGCUACAAGAGCUGGGACAGGGCAGGGUCAUCUGUGGACUGGGAGUUCACACUCAGGAAGCGGCCCUUUUCAUGUUUGGACAGCUCUUAUCAGCAAAUCCCAAUUUCCCCUGGAAAAAGAAUUAAUUUUAAUCCUUCCCCCUAUAAUUACACUUCAGAAUAGCUGAUAUUUGCUGUCAUGCCUUCCCUAAUCUUUCUUCUCCAGUGCAAACAUUACUAGGAAACUCGACUACUUGUAUGGCAUUGGCUUUAACAGACAAUCUUUUUCACUUACAACUGUGGAUAGGCCUAGACUAAGGUCAUAAGUAAACUAACGUCUGUGGCGUACUUUUGUGAUAUGCUUCAAGGUACUCAAGGUUAUUGCCAUCAGAACUGAACACUAAGUAUAUUUCUCAAAUAGCUGUCUUAGCAUGUGAUCAUGUGUUGUAUUUUAUUUUUUACAUUAUGAAAAGUAUAGGUUAAUUUGUUGUAAAUCUGUAUGUGUAUAUAAAAUGCUGUACAAUUAAUGUAAAUAUGACUUCCUGGAAAGUUUUAGACUACAUUUAGAAUCCCUUUAUCCAAAAUCAAAAUGCCACUCAAAUGAAAGCUAAUUUAACCAACAUCUAGGUGCUUCAUUUCUUGCUUUACUGCACUUAUAAGAUUGGAAGAAAGAUCAACAUGAGAAAUAUAAAGUUACCUUAAAUUUAUACAUUUGUGCAGCAGUUUAUUUUUGUAAACUAGUUUAGAUUGGGAAUCUAACUAGUUUAUAAUAUAGGUUACAGCUUUUAAAAGACCUUUUAAAGAGAUUAAGCUGUUAAAAAUUAAAUGUUUAAGAUUUUGCUUUCAGACUUUAUAAUAGUACUCCUUCAAGUCACCAAGUUAUGCAUUAUUUUAUAGUUAUUUGGCUGCUUGUUUGCACUGGUUGUUAAACUUUAUUUUGAUUUAUUAAGAACAGUUAUUUAAAUUAGUUUUAGAAGAUGGGAUCCUCAUUUCAAGGAAAGAGAAUCAAGUUUGCCUUUGUGAUAAUAAUAGUUGCACUAAGAAAAGGAAAAUGUGGAUGGUAAAACCUACAUUGCUCUGUUUUGCUUUCUUCUGCUUUUUAGAAGCCUGAACUCUCAAGCUCAGAUUUGUGAAGGGAGAGAAGAGAAAGGGGAAGGCUAGAACCACCACAGUAUUUUAUUUAUUUUUUCUAAAACUCUUAAUAAAUCUAGAUUUUAAAAACUAUUUUAAACAUCAGUCCUUCCCAGAAGCUUCCAAUGCAUUGCUUAUGCAUUUGAUGUGAAGCAUAUUUUACAUAAAUAGAUCACAAAGUCGUGGGCUGUCAAGGUGGAAGAGGAGCUCUUGCAGGUCUAGCAUUUCAAUGAUGUACCAGUACCCAGGGCAGGUAUUAUUAUGGGGAACUUUUUUUUUUGAAGAAUGAAUAAGGCUUUAUGGCAGAUUUUAACAUGUGAGAAUGAAUUUUUUAUUUUUCUGAUUUCUUUCUUUUUGUCUGAGGAAGGGAAAAGAGAAAUGUGUUGCUAUUGUCAGCAUCUUCAGGGUACUCCCAGUCAAGUCCAGGCUAGGUGCUUUGUGACAGUAUUAAGCAAGUCUGGUUUUGAAUGGAUUACCUGUAAUGACUCAUUGGAAUGAUAUAAUUAUACAAGUAAUGCCAAAACCAAGUCAGAGCCUAAUAACCAAAGCAUUCCAUAUUUAAAACUUAUUCAUGAUGUCGUGUUUGGACCUAUUUGAACUGUAAAACGGUUUUGGUUUUAUGGCAUAUGGAUAGCUGUUUAAUAAUAAAUCCAAGUUAGCUUUUUGUUUCUCAGCUUUUUUGAAUGAUUUAAGUUAAAUUUAUUCUUGUGAGAAGACAUUAUCACAGCAUGAUUUAAGGGAACAUGGGUUUUGUGAAGGAAAACCUGAGUUCAUCUAAAGCCAUCUCUAGGAUUCUUUUCAGAUAAAGAUUACUGUGUAUGUGUUUAUAGUGACUUUGUAUAUUUCUUCUUAGCCAUUCUAUUCUAGAAAGAUUUUAAUAUGAGCUUAAAAUGUAAAUAAAUAAUUUUGCAAACA
Molecule: messenger RNA, 10842 nt
Organism: Diceros bicornis minor
Lineage: Eukaryota; Metazoa; Chordata; Mammalia; Perissodactyla; Rhinocerotidae
Gene: NIN
Product: ninein
Exons: 31
Coding region: 457-6945 (2162 amino acids)
Biological process (GO): centrosome localization; microtubule anchoring at centrosome; centrosome-templated microtubule nucleation
Cellular component (GO): centriole; ciliary transition fiber; pericentriolar material
Molecular function (GO): calcium ion binding
Source: RefSeq, a predicted model, not a curated record